Molecule: messenger RNA, 732 nt
Organism: Exophiala bonariae
Lineage: Eukaryota; Fungi; Ascomycota; Eurotiomycetes; Chaetothyriales; Herpotrichiellaceae
Exons: 2
Coding region: 1-732 (243 amino acids)
Biological process (GO): vesicle fusion; endoplasmic reticulum to Golgi vesicle-mediated transport
Cellular component (GO): ER to Golgi transport vesicle membrane; late endosome membrane; endoplasmic reticulum membrane
Molecular function (GO): SNARE binding; SNAP receptor activity
Source: RefSeq, a predicted model, not a curated record
AUGAAUGUUUUAUUCAAUUCAGCAUUGAAACAGUCGACUGCCGUGCGCCGAGAUCUGGAGACCUUCGCGCAGGCGCCGGCCACUGCGUCCCCUGCACUCCAAGGACAGAUUUCCACUACCCUUACCAGUUUCUCUCGCACUCUAGAAGACUACCAGAAUCUAUCACGCAAUGAGUUGAAUGAAGAAAAAAAGGACAAGGCCGUUGAGAGAAUCAAGAACUUUCGGGCAGACCUGGCCUCCUAUCGAACACAGUUUGACCAACUCAAAAAGGAGCGGGAAGGCGCAGUUGCUGCCAACAACAGAAGCGAAUUGCUAGGUAGGCGGCCACAUCAUGCCGCGACUCCUGAGAAUCCAUAUGCGAAUGUGACCAGCCAGAGUGCAUUUGCUCCAGCUCACCGCAAUACCCACGAUGGCCUGUCCUUUGGCGCAGGUCCCAAUGAGUAUAAUCGGGAGGAUCAUGCUCUGCGAGAACAGAACUUUUUCAGUACAGCCAACGCUCAGAUCGACGAAUUUCUAGAUCGAGGACGAGCAGUCUUGGGUGAUCUCGGUCAGCAACGGGAGAUCCUCAAGGGCACUCAGAGAAGACUAUACAGUGUCGCCAACACUCUCGGCGUGAGUGGUGAUACCAUCCGCAUGGUUGAGAGAAGGGCCAAACAAGACAAAUGGAUCUUCUGGGGUUCCGUCAUUGUCUUUUUUCUCUUCUGCUUUUUGGUCAUACACUUCCUCAGAUGA